GGAUGGCAGGGGUGCUGAAGGACACAUGUGGACAGAGCCUAUCAUCUUGCGCACGGCGUUAUCUACCUGACGGACGUGACCUCAACAGCUCAAAUAAAUGUUUUGGUCUAUCAAGAAUACACUAAUCAGAAACCGUACUUCUUUAGAUAUUAAUCAUGCGAGUAAUUAGGUAAUCCCAAGCAUAAGCACCAUUAACAUAUUGUUGAGCUCCUAUAAUGUAGUAUAACAGAAGAAGAAGUUUAGACAUUUUAAAACAGACCUACAUUUUUACGACAAUACGUAACAAAACAUUUGUAAUUGGCUACCGCUAAUCGUUCACCUUUUCCCAUAUUGCAGUUCAUUAUCUAUACCAAAGUGGGGCACUGAUACCCAAUGUUGUAUUCAUGUUCUAUUUCGCAAGCGCCAAACGACUGUCCCUCUCGACUCGCCAUAGGUUGACAUUGCCUCCUCAAACAUGGCUGCACAUACAUUGAAGAAAUCAAUUUGGUCCUUAGGACGAAUACAUUGUCAUAUUUAUAGAGUUAAUGUGCGUAACCCGUUAAACAGGGCAACAUAUGCAACGGCCUUGUCUACCAAUCAUUCUAGUCAAAAUAAAGGCUUUCCUGACAGAGGGAACAGAGGACCUUUCAACCGAAGAUCAAGGAGAGAGGCGGGCGACCCCAGGACAGACAGGAUGCCUGUAGACCAGGACUGGACUACAGUGUACCCGACCGCUACCCCCUUCAGACAGGGCUCUGUGCCCCUGCCUGUCCGCAUGGGCUUCCCAGUGAAGAAAGGGGUGCCCCCAGAGAAGAAGGGCAACCUGGAGCUCAUCAAGAUUCCAAACUUUUUGCAUUUAACCCCAUUAGCCAUAAAGAAACACUGUGAAGCUCUGAAACCGUUCUGCACAGAGUGGCCCUCUGCCCUGGACACAGGUGCUAAAUGUGAUGAGCACUUCCCUGUCAAAGUAGAGAGCAAGGACUACGUGUCUGCCGGCACCUCCCUCAGAAACCCAUCUGCCCGCAUAGUCCACCUUCGACUGAAGCUCUCCUGUCUGAACUUGGACGACCAUGCCAGGAAGAAGAUGGUUAAACUGGUAGGAGAGCGGUACUGCAAGGACACAGACAUACUCGCCAUCACCACUGACAGCUGCCCUGUGAGAAAGCAGAAUUAUGACUAUGCCAUGUACCUCCUGACUGUCCUCUAUCACGAGUCUUGGAAAAUGGAGGCCUGGGAGUCGGAGAAGACUGUGGCAGACAUGGAGGAGUACAGCUGGGAGGACAGCCCCUCUCAGAAGAACAUCAUGUCCACGUUGGUCCGCAUGCAGGUAGCAGGGGAGGGGGAGGGAGAGGCGGUGAGGGAGGAGCUGCUGGGGAGGCCGGAGGUGCAGGAGUACAGGGACUCUGUGACCAGACUGAAGAACGAGGGAGAGAGCGAGAGCAGCAUGCACCAGUACAGAGACGCUGUGAAGAAACUGCUUAACCUUUAAUAUGCCCUCUUCUAUACAUGCAGAUACACACAAACACACAGGAGAGUGAGCAAGAGCAGAACUCGUCUGCAACACACUUGGGGUGAUCAGUUCAAAGUCUAGAGACAAACCUAUCAUCUGAUAUCACCACACACAGCAUUUGAUGCCUGUAACGGUCUUUUGUGAAAUAUUUAUUGACAAUAAAUGAAAGGGCCUAUGUUUAUAUGUCUGUAAUACAAUUGUCGUAUAUGAGUUAUGCUAAACUGAUAGCCUGAAGCAAAAAUGUAUUCCUUGCAUUUUAAAUAAAAAGCUUUAAUUUCCUCAA
Molecule: messenger RNA, 1772 nt
Organism: Oncorhynchus kisutch (coho salmon)
Lineage: Eukaryota; Metazoa; Chordata; Actinopteri; Salmoniformes; Salmonidae
Product: 28S ribosomal protein S35, mitochondrial
Exons: 8
Coding region: 455-1468 (337 amino acids)
Biological process (GO): mitochondrial translation
Cellular component (GO): mitochondrial small ribosomal subunit
Molecular function (GO): structural constituent of ribosome
Source: RefSeq, a predicted model, not a curated record